AUGAGAAGUAUUCUGGACCUUCAGGAUCAAUUGUCAGAGCUUGAAGAUCGGCUGAAAGCCUGUGAUGACGUUGACAGGGUACAGCUGGGACUCUGCAGUCGUAGGCAGGAUGCCAACAUUACCCGUCGCGACAUCCUGCAGCGGAUCCGCUCAGCACUAGAGGUCUAUGACAAAGCCAUCCAAGACUACAAUAGCAUGCUUCAGCUCCCCGAACCGCAGAGAGCACAACGGCAGAAUGUAGAGAACUGGGUUUUGGGGAAUAAGCCCCUGGUUCGGUCCGAGAGUGGAUGCUUUCUCAACAUGUCCAACGACACAGACUAUGUGGCUCUUGGAGUAGCCCAGAGAAGCGACCGAUCGGGGCUGGAGUCGCUUGCGGAACUGGCGUUGAGGACCUUUCCCAGUGUUAGAAGACUGUUCUCUACUAGUGAGACCAAGACUCAGGACCCCAACAUCUUCCUAUUCUCCACUGUUCUUCUUGAUCGCGUCAUCAAAGCUUUUGUGGCUCUAUUUGUCCCUCUAUGGUUGGUUCUUCCUACAAUUAUCCUCCAAGCUUCCUCGGGAAGUCUCCCCAGAUCUAUAGUUUUCGCCUUCUUCAUUUUCGGGACAUCCAUCAUGCUCUUCGCUGCUGUCGACUUGACGAAACACAACUUUCUAGUUGCUCUGAUAACAUACGCCACACUCCUCGGUGCAUUCCUAGCAGAAUCUCGCUAG
This is a messenger RNA of Fusarium mangiferae, 711 nucleotides long. RefSeq lists its product as uncharacterized. The record is from RefSeq and is a predicted model, not a curated record. Lineage: Eukaryota; Fungi; Ascomycota; Sordariomycetes; Hypocreales; Nectriaceae. The transcript has 5 exons. Bases 1 to 711 code for a protein of 236 amino acids.